Messenger RNA from Sclerotinia borealis F-4128, 1470 nucleotides. The record is from the annotation of a GenBank genome assembly. Lineage: Eukaryota; Fungi; Ascomycota; Leotiomycetes; Helotiales; Sclerotiniaceae.
AUGGCUGAACAAGAUGGUCUGCUCCAAGGUAUCUUGGACUCAAUAAUCUCUUUGAAUGGAGGAACUGCUGGACUAGAAGCUGGCAUUGCUGCAUUUAGGGAACUGCAAAGGAACAACCAGAUGCUAAGGUUAGCUCUGAAGCAAACUCUAGAACUCUGCAACCAGCCUAGUUACUCAGGACAGGGAAAUGUCAUGGCACUAUCAGAACUCAUGAAACCAACACCCAUGAAACCAACCGAAGAAGAACUUGUCCUCCUUGCAAAGCUUAGAACGGCAUCCAUCGCUGAAAAGAAAGAGAAGAUCGACAAGAAAUGUACCCUUCACAUUUUCCCACCCGAAGUCAGAGAUCAAAUCUUCGAUCUGAUUCUCGUCAACUACUUUGCUCAAUACCCCAGACUGAAAGUUCUCGACUAUCAAAACUGGACCCGAGGACAAUGGGAUAGAAUCGAUACACCCGGAAACGCAGGACUUCCCCUCAAAGAUCUGCCUGCCUUUGAAAUUGCUCUAAUCCCUGACCAGAAACUCUAUCGCCAUUUCUUCGCUUUGAGGAUCAAGCAAUGCAUCAUUGAGCUUCGUCCUAGUCUCACAUGGAAUCACAUGUAUGAUUUCCCUCUCGGAUACGAAGUUGCGGAUCCUCCCAAGGAAAUCAUGGGAUGGCUCACGGAUGAGUCAAAGUAUAAGGAGGAUUAUUGGCAGUGGGUUUACAAUCAGGAUAUGCAACUUGGAAUUCGCUCCUUGGAAUGUCUCAACCCAAGAUAUCUUCGGCGUGGCUGGAUCUACCAAUACCCUUCUCUCUCCAUGUUUUCCCCGCUCAUGUUGGACAGUAUUCGCAGUGUUGAGAUUGUCUUGAGCACCGACUACUUGAAUACACAAUAUCUCGACGUCAUCGAGAGUAUAGCUCAACGCCAUGCCCCCAUCUUUGAUAUUCCCAGCUGUCACCUCCCCCACGCCAAAUUGCUCACCCACCUCUCCUACCGCCUCAACUCCCACACCUGGUGGCACAGCACCCCCUCCACCAACUCCAACUCCAACUCCCCCACCAGUUCCACCCUCCCCACCAGUUCCACCUCCACCCCCCCAAUCCUCCUCCAAUCCCUCCAAACCUUCCUCUCCCCCUUCUCCACCACCAACUCCCCAAUCCCCAAUCCCAUUCCCAUUCCCACAACCAACCCCCAAAUCCAAACCCUAACCAUCAAAACCCUAACCCCCAAACCACACCCCGGUCUCCGAAACCCCGUCCCCCAACAAACCCUCAACAGUAUCUCCCCAACCAUAAACCUCCUCAACAAAAUGUUCCACCUACAAGCCGAGUCAACAUGGACGCGGGAAGAAGUUGCACCCGGCGCAUAUGGAAUUCUUAGGGGCUGGAAGACGGAUUGUUAUCAGUUGGUUUGGGAGGCGCCGGUUGGUGGAAGAUUGAUGGUUUGUAUGGAGGAGGAGGAGACUGAGGGUGCGGUUUUGGAGGGCUAG